Molecule: messenger RNA, 1278 nt
Organism: Peronospora belbahrii
Lineage: Eukaryota; Oomycota; Peronosporomycetes; Peronosporales; Peronosporaceae
Source: the annotation of a GenBank genome assembly
AUGGUGUUAUCAGCUGUGUUUAUUACCGAUUUAAAAGGUAAAUCCAUUGUAUCACGUAAUUAUCGUGGAGAUAUUCCAAUGUCUGCCUCGUCCAAGUUUACCCAUUAUGUACAAGAUAAAGACGAUUCAGAGCAACGUCCUGUUUUCACCGAGGACGGUUACACUUUUGUGUAUCUAAAGCAUAAUAAUCUCUAUCUCAUGACUGUAACCAAGACAAAUUCAAAUGUAGCACUCAUGCUCAUGUAUUUGACACGUAUUUGUCAAGUAUUUCGUGAUUAUUUUGGUGAAUUAGAAGAAGAAAGUAUACGUGAUAAUUUUGUCAUUAUCUUUGAAUUACUGGAUGAAACAAUGGAUCAUGGCUAUCCUCAGACCACCGAAGCUCGUAUAUUACGAGAAUAUAUUACACAGGAAGGACACCGAUUGGAAGCCGCACCACGUCCACCAACAGCUCUAACCAAUGCUGUUUCAUGGCGUAGUGAAGGAAUCAAGCAUCGUAAGAAUGAGAUUUUUCUUGAUGUGGUGGAAAAAUUAAAUUUACUUGUAUCAAGUAAUGGGACAGUACUGCAUUCGGAGAUUAUUGGAGCUGUCAAGAUGAAGAGUUUUCUAUCAGGAAUGCCAGAAUUGAAAUUAGGACUGAAUGAUAAAGCACUUUUUGAAGCAACAGGUCGAUCAUCUACGAAAGGAAAAGCAGUGGAAAUGGAAGAUAUUAAAUUUCAUCAAUGUGUACGACUUGCUCGCUUUGAAUCGGAUCGAACGAUCUCGUUUAUUCCACCCGAUGGAGAAUUUGAUCUAAUGACGUAUCGGUUGGCUACGCACGUGAAGCCACUCAUUUGGGUUGAAGCUGUUGUCGAACCACACUCGCGCUCACGUAUUGAGUACAUGGUCAAGGCCAAGUCACAGUUUAAGAGUCGUAGUAUUGCAAACAAUGUAAAGAUUGUGAUUCCUGUGCCUCCUGAUGUUGACUCGCCCAGCUUCAAGUGUAGCAUUGGCUCAGUAACGUAUGUGCCUGAUCGUGACGCUAUCAUUUGGUCCAUCAAGCAGUUCAACGGUUCACGCGAGUAUUUAAUGCGCGCACACUUUGGUCUACCUAGUGUGGACAACCACGAGUCGACCGAUGACUGGAAGGCGCCAAUCCAGGUCAAGUUUGAGAUUCCCUACUUUACAGUCUCGGGCAUCCAGGUGCGCUACCUCAAGAUCAUUGAAAAGAGUGGCUACCAGGCAUUGCCAUGGGUCCGCUAUAUUACUCAAAACGGGGAUUACCAGCUACGCAUGUCUUAG